CACUCAUUUCAAACUCCCAACAUUUUCAUUAUUUAUAGAGUCCCUACUCACACAUAUUUUCUCACAAAAAAAACAAAACAAAACAUCCUCAAAAUGAGUUUUAAGUGUUUUCGUUUUGUUAUGUUAAUGUUCCUUCUCACAUUCACUUCUCAUUCUCAUGUGAGUGGAAGCUAUAUUCGAGACAAGAAACAUUCCAACUACCGCAGUUUCCCGAACCAGUUUCUGAUUCCUCAGAACAUAGCUCGGGCUGCGGUAGGUUUACAUCCUUUAGUAUGGGACGAAAAGCUGACACACUACGCGCAAUGGUACGCGAACCAACGGCGUAACGACUGUGCGUUGGAGCAUUCUAACGGACCUUACGGCGAGAAUAUUUUCUGGGGGAGUGGUAUUGGAUGGAAUCCUGCACAAGCAGUGGGUGCUUGGGUUGAUGAGAAACAGUAUUACAAUUAUUGGCAUAACUCUUGCGUUGAUGGAGAAAUGUGUGGACAUUAUACACAGGUUGUGUGGGGUGCAACAACCAAAGUAGGAUGUGCUAGUGUUGUUUGUUCUGAGGGUAAAGGUACUUUUAUGACAUGUAACUAUGAUCCUCCUGGGAAUUACUAUGGAGAGAGACCUUAUUGAAGAAAGAAUUGAGACAAAUACAGCUCAAUGAUGCUGUUGUCAUUUAGGUUUAUAGGGUUAUCUUGUUUGUCUGGUGCUCUGUUUGACAUGUGGUGUUAUUGAUUGUAAAUUGUCUCUUGUGUUGAGUUGUUUAACUCUUCUUCUGUAUCUCUGUUUUUAUUGCUUGCUUAAUGGAGUAUGGAUAAUUAUUAAUGUA
Molecule: messenger RNA, 817 nt
Organism: Vicia villosa (hairy vetch)
Lineage: Eukaryota; Viridiplantae; Streptophyta; Magnoliopsida; Fabales; Fabaceae
Product: pathogenesis-related protein PR-1
Exons: 1
Coding region: 94-621 (175 amino acids)
Cellular component (GO): extracellular region
Source: RefSeq, a predicted model, not a curated record